AUGGCCAUCACUAAAUUUGGACUCCUCACGUUUCUCGCUGCGAGUGUCGCCCAAGUCAGCGGCGAUUCUAGCUUACAGCCUCCCGCUAAAAGUCCCGUACUCAACGACUUUACACCGCAAGGAUGCUUCAGUACUCUCCCAUCAAAGGCAAGCCUCGGUACGGAAAGCACUUUCAUGACGACCGGCCAAUGCUUCAACUACUGCCAAAAAGAGAAGAAUAGCGUUGCUAUCCUUCACGCGACCAAGUGCUACUGUUCCGACACCUAUCCGGCCAAAUCCUCGCUGGUGGACGACGACCAAUGCAACUUGAGCUGCCCGGGAUACCCUCGAGAGGCCUGUGGAGGCAUGAAGCCAGAUGCCUACAGCGUGUAUAACACAGGGCUCUAUUUGGGCCCAGAGUACGACACCGCUGAAGGCAAUAAUGACGACUCAUCCAGUACUGUUUCUGGCAGUACAACUCGGGAUGUAACAACGACUCAGGUUUCAAUCAGCACGACCACUUAUGCCACCUCAGAGACCGAAGCUGAGGAGACCAGCAUAUCUACAGCUCACUCUAAAGAGGCUUCACAAGUCGCACCCGUGGUUAAUGAAAACACUGCCGCCGCGACCCCCAGCGCAUCUGCCUCGACAGUCCCAGAAAACGCCUCGCCUCGGCUCUCCAACCCCAUUGGCAAUAUUGUCAGAAUGAUUGCUCGUCUACUCUAA
This is a messenger RNA of Fusarium pseudograminearum CS3096, 705 nucleotides long. RefSeq lists its product as uncharacterized. The record is from RefSeq and is a predicted model, not a curated record. Gene Ontology annotation, cellular component: plasma membrane. The transcript has a single exon. NCBI's taxonomy places the organism in Eukaryota, Fungi, Ascomycota, Sordariomycetes, Hypocreales, Nectriaceae. Bases 1 to 705 code for a protein of 234 amino acids.